Effrenium voratum is the source of this 1478-nucleotide messenger RNA. The record is from the annotation of a GenBank genome assembly. Lineage: Eukaryota; Dinophyceae; Suessiales; Symbiodiniaceae.
GGACGCAGUGAAAGUCUGGCGACACACGCGAAAGCAGCUCAUGCUGCAGGCGUGGUCCGCAGAGUCGGACCUGAAGCGAGAGCUCCAACAGCUGCAAAGAUCCAACCAGGACUUGCAGCUUGAAGGGCAAGAGCCAGAGGAGAUUUGGUGUGGGCUCAAGCAUCUACGCAAGAGAGUUUUAGUCCUUGGCGCCAACCUCCACCUUGCAGGGGCUGAGGACCUGCGGCGGAUGGUGAGCGCCGUGGAGCACUCUUUGAAGGUGCAGGGGGAGCAGAUGCAACAGCAGCUCCAGGAGCUGGCAGCGGAAGAGUGUGGGCUCGAGCAGUCGCUGCAGGCCUCCUUGGCCCGCUUCGAAGCCUGGGCCGAGCCGGCCACGAGUUCCGGGAGAACUCGGAGGAAGGUCUCGGUGAAGAGGCCGAAGUCGGAGGCGAGUGAGGAGUCCUUGCGGCAGAGGGUGCAGGAGGUCACCAAGAAGCUGGUGCCCGGCACAGGAGGCUGGUGCCAAGCAGACCAUGACGCGUUUCUCAGGCUGCUGGGGCGCUUCCGGAACCGCGCCAGCGCGGAAUUCCUGCAGCAGGCGCAAGAGCUGCUGCCCCACCUGUCGCACGAGCAUCUGGUGGCCCACGCCAAGUGGCUCCUGGAGCAGGACGCCCUGCGGGCGGAGCAACAGGAGAUGCUGCAGCAGUGGCGCGCCCUGAAGCCGGCGAAAGCCGACGCGGCGGCCGCCGAUGCCGGGGCGUUGGCACGGGAGGCCGAGCAGGAGCAAUUGGAGCAGCAGGCGGCGCAGGAGGCACAGAGGCAGCAGCGAGCGGAGAAGAAGCGGCAGGUGGAGGCCUGGCGCCAGCAGCGCGCGCAGGAAGCGGCGCUUGUGGCGGAGAAGGAGGCGGCGCUCACGGCGGAGCGGGAGAAGGCGGAGGAAAGGCGGCGGAAGGAGCGGGAGAGGCAGAAGCAGGAGAUGGAUGCCUGGAGGCAGCAGAAGAGCCAGCUCAAGCAGAGCUGUGCUGCCCUUCAGGCGCCACAGACCCCGCCGGCAGUGCGCCUGAGCGACGAGGAGCGCGCGCGGCUGCGCGCGCGCAGCGAGUCCCUGGCAGCACGCCGGCGGGCAGAGCGGGAGCAGCGGGCCCACAUGGCCCGCAGCGCCUCGGAGGUCUUCCAGCCACCGCCGCGGGAGGCCUACGCGCAUGUUCCUGGACGCCUGGAGAGUCAUACGGAGCAGUACGUGCAGCGGAAGAAAAACUUGGAGGCUGAGGAGAAGUUUCGGGGCUGCCGCGGCGUGGUGCCGGGGAACUUUGCCCACCAGGGUUUGGUGCGCACCCUACGCGCAGCGCCGGGCUGGCGGGCGGCGGCCAGCUGAAGGUAUCUGUGGCACGCCGCUGAUUGCCUUCCUCGGCUUUCUGAGAUCAGGCAACCGAUUAGCCGAUUAGCCGGCCGUUGAGCGCGUGAGAUCCGUAAGCGGGGUUUCCUCCUUGGAAUGUCCC